Molecule: messenger RNA, 1952 nt
Organism: Vigna umbellata (rice bean)
Lineage: Eukaryota; Viridiplantae; Streptophyta; Magnoliopsida; Fabales; Fabaceae
Source: RefSeq, a predicted model, not a curated record
AAAAUGAUUACAUACGUAGGGCAAGAAAUCCACGACACUGUUUGCACCUUCUGUAAUCAACUUUCUUCUCUCUCUUCUCUUUCCUUCUUCUCUCACUCACUCUCUCGAGGUAAUUUGCAAUGGCUGAACCUUCCAAGGUCAUUCACGUCCGAAAUGUGGGGCAUGAGAUAUCUGAAAAUGAUUUGCUUCAGCUAUUUCAGCCUUUUGGAGUCAUAACAAAGCUUGUUAUGUUGCGUGCCAAAAAUCAGGCACUUCUUCAAAUGCAAGAUAUUCCUUCUGCAGUUAAUGCUUUACAAUUUUAUUCAAAUGUUCAGCCAAGCAUAAGGGGGAGAAAUGUUUAUGUUCAGUUUUCCUCACAUCAAGAACUAACUACAAUGGAUCAAAAUCAAGCACGAGAGGAUGAGUCUGCUGUCGGCAACUCUCUGGAUGCACAGCCAAAUCGAAUUCUCUUAGUUACAGUUCAUCACAUGCUGUAUCCUAUAACAGCGGAUGUCCUACAUCAAGUGUUUUCUCCCCAUGGAUUUGUGGAAAAGAUUGUAACCUUUCAGAAGUCAGCUGGCUUUCAGGCUCUCAUCCAGUAUCAAUCCCGUCAAAGUGCUGUUGCUGCCAGAAGUACACUACAGGGACGCAAUAUUUAUGAUGGUUGUUGUCAGCUGGACAUUCAAUACUCAAACCUUGAUGAACUACAAGUGAACUACAAUAAUGAUCGUUCAAGGGACUUCACGAACCCAAAUCUGCCUACUGAACAGAAAGGUCGAUCUUCACAACCUGGAUAUGGUGAUGCAGGAGGCAUGUAUUCUGGAGCAAGGACAGCUGGAUUCUCACAGAUGGCCAAUGCUGCUGCAAUUGCAGCUGCCUUUGGGGGAGGUUUGCCUCCUGGCAUAACUGGAACAAAUGAAAGGUGUACAAUUCUUGUUGCGAAUCUCAGUCCUGAUAGAAUAGACGAAGAUAAACUGUUCAAUUUGUUCUCCAUUUAUGGGAACAUUGUCAGGAUUAAACUACUCCGAAAUAAGCCUGACCAUGCACUUAUCCAGAUGGGGGAUGGUUUCCAAGCUGAAUUAGCGGUACAUUUUCUGAAGGGAGCCAUGUUGUUUGGGAAGCGGUUGGAAGUCAACUAUUCAAAGUUUGCAAACAUAUCCCAAGGUGCUGAUACACACGAGUAUGUCAAUUCAAAUCUCAAUCGAUUCAACCGAAAUGCUGCAAAGAAUUAUCGGUAUUGCUGCUCCCCAACAAAAAUGAUCCACUUGUCCACCCUCCCACAAGACAUAACUGAAGAUGAGAUUGUAAGCCUUUUGGAGGAACAUGGUAACAUUGUCAACUGCAAAGUCUUUGAGAUGAAUGGUAAAAAACAGUCACUUGUUCAAUUUGAGACUGAGGAGCAGGCUACUGAAGCCCUUGUGUGCAAACAUGCAAGUCCACUUUCUGGAUCGGUUGUCCGUAUCUCCUUUUCUCAGUUGCAGAAUAUAUGAGCAUAAUAACUGAAGGAAAACCGAUUUAUGGUUGCUACUUGCUAAGCUUAUUAGGUUCUGAAUUUGGGAAGGAUAAUUUUUAUGCUGAUUAUGUCACCCUCAUUGUCAUUGUAAUGGUCUCUUUGCUUGCUAAUUUACUGAUAAAACCUGCUCUACUUUUUCUCUUUGAAUCAUUUCUCUCCUCAUUUGCCUCUACUAGAUUUUUAGGUUGCUAACAUAAAGUAGUGGGGCAAGCUUUAUUAUUGCAGACGGAUGUCGCCUUGAAGAAUAGAAAAGAGAGGGAAGUUAAGUUACUACCUUCUUCAGAGUUGAGGGAUUCUCUUAUGGUUGUUCUUAUUAUGAUUGUUGUAUAUGCUCUGUAAUUCAGGCUAAGUAGGUCUUUCUGUUGUAUUCUCAAUCCAUUUCAAUUUUCUUGUCCAGCUAAGUGAAAAACUACAUUUUUGUUUUGGUUUGUUUAUUCCUAUCUGCACUUUGUAGAAGCUA